AUGUCGGGCUUUGCUGCUAAGAAGCUGGUCGUGUUCGUCUGCCCGCUAAUCGUCUUCGUGUGCAUCAUCUUAAUUUUCGGUAUCAACGAUGGAAAAGUCGUUUAUCAACCUGCUAGCCAACCAGACCUAGUCGCCAGAGUGCAGGACGUUCUAGUCGUCAACAACGAAGACCCAAACGUCGACAAUAUCCCAGAAGUGGAAGAAGUCGUUGAGGAGGACGGCCUUGCGCAACUAAUUUCGAAUCUGCAAAUCGGUGACGACCAAGUUAAGAAGACCGCCGACAGCGCUGCCAGUGACAUUGGUGAUUUCGCCAGUGCAGAGUUCUCCAAUGGCGAUGGCGAUGGCGAUGGCCAUGAGAACGGCACCGGCGACAUUACCGAUGUGGCCCCUAUAACGACCGAACUCGACCAUCGCGAAAUUUUCUCUCUUUCCACCAAAAACCGCAAAUACUUCCCUCUGAAAUUUGGUAACCAUAUCGUAUACAAUCCCAACAUCUUGCCACAUCCCACCAAGCACGACACAUGGAUCAUUGCCGGCCAGCACGAAGGAAGCUGCGAAAAGCAUGUGGAUCUGGAGGAGAUGGUCUGCGAUGCUAUUUUCUGGGAGGAUGUGUUGAGCUGCAUCACCCCUCCUACGCUAUUGCCCGUGGAGCCUUCGAUACAAGGAACUUGCGAAGGGGAUCUCGCCGUCUUGAAUCUUCAGUAUGGACCUCGUGAUGCCCGGGUUUUCUAUGGCCCGUCGGCGCCGUAUAUAUUGUACGGGUCGCAAUCGAUCUUUACCUGCAUUAGCAUUUGGCUCCAGGAUGUCCGUAUGUUACUCGAGGACUUUCGUCUAGAGCAGCUUGCCUUGUCCAAAAUCUUCGAGAGAGCAACCGAGGUCGAACGACCUAUGCCAUACAAAGAAAUGGAGAAGAACUUCUUCCUCUUCUGGGACAGCCAAGAACAGAUGUACGCUCAUUACGACAUCUUUCCAAAUCGCGUUUUUGCUCAGCUCUCAGCCAAUGGGUCGAUCGGGCCAGACCUGGCUACUGCUGCCGAAUUCAGCGACAAAAUGUGCAUGGCAAAGUAUCUGCCGACCGUGGGCCCAGAUCGCGAGUCGCUCCAUCAAGCCACCAAUUCUCUCUCGAUCACGCUCUGCAAGCGUGUGGACUCUUCAUGUGUCCCUAACGACUCUAACACCUUCAUCAUAACCAUCUUCCACAAAAAGGUAUCCAAGGACUACCAUCCGGUCUACGAGCCCUAUGUCAUGCUUCUCCAACGUGAUGCCCCUUUCGCUAUCCACGCCAUCUCUCAGCGGCCGCUGUGGAUUUCUGGCCGCGGACCAUUCACCAAUGAGUCAGGCUCAAUCCUCUGGAAGGAUCAAGAGCCUCCUAAAGGACACACCGAGAUGUUUUACAUGACGAGCAUGAGCUGGAAGAGCCAUGUGCAAAAGUAUCAUGGCCAUAUUGAUGAUGAUCUGUUUUUGGCAUUCGGCAUUGAAGACUCAAAAGCUGGUGCCGUCGACCUCAAGGCUGGCGAUUUGCUACAAGAUCUGGCGUACUGCGCAAACUAG
Molecule: messenger RNA, 1551 nt
Organism: Exophiala aquamarina CBS 119918
Lineage: Eukaryota; Fungi; Ascomycota; Eurotiomycetes; Chaetothyriales; Herpotrichiellaceae
Exons: 1
Coding region: 1-1551 (516 amino acids)
Source: RefSeq, a predicted model, not a curated record